Messenger RNA from Gossypium raimondii (Peruvian cotton), 1094 nucleotides. Its product is annotated as 54S ribosomal protein L19, mitochondrial. NCBI's taxonomy places the organism in Eukaryota, Viridiplantae, Streptophyta, Magnoliopsida, Malvales, Malvaceae. The record is from RefSeq and is a predicted model, not a curated record. The transcript has 2 exons. Gene Ontology annotation, molecular function: large ribosomal subunit rRNA binding; structural constituent of ribosome. Gene Ontology annotation, biological process: translation. The coding region runs from base 78 to 545 and encodes 155 amino acids. Gene Ontology annotation, cellular component: ribosome; large ribosomal subunit.
CAUUUAUGUAAUUUUUCCAAGCCCAACAUCGUUGGGAAAGAGAAAAAACAGUAGGGUAAGCAAAAUCAAAGAGAGGCAUGUCGACCCUGAAAGAAAUCCUAACCCGCCGUCCAGUGGCGGCCACCAUCAGGCUGACUGUGCCGGCGGGAGGAGCACGACCCGCACCCCCAGUAGGUCCAGCCCUGGGUCAGUACCGACUUAAUCUAAUGGCCUUCUGCAAGGACUUCAACGCCCGAACCCAAAAGUACAAGCCAGACACCCCCAUGUCUGUCACUAUCACCGCCUUCAAAGACAACACCUUUGAGUUCACUGUCAAGUCUCCAUCCGUCACCUGGUACUUGAAGAAGGCAGCGGGUAUCGAGUCCGGAAGCAGCCGGCCUGGCCACGUGGUCGCCACCACUUUGUCCGUCAGACAUAUUUACGAGAUUGCCAAGAUUAAGCAAUCCGAUCCCUAUUGUCAGUACAUGUCCCUGGAGAGUAUUUGUAAGUCCAUUAUUGGGACUGCUAAUACCAUGGGGAUUAAGGUGGUGAAGGACUUGGAUUAGAUUCUUCAUUUACUCUUCAAUCUAAAAAAAAUGGAGAAAUGUUUGGAGGGAGAGCUAGAUUUUCUUUUCGAUAUGCAAACUCAACUUAUUUCCAAGAAACGUUACUACGACUGAGCAUUGGGGUUCUGUGAGUAAGGUCUUGAAAUCAUUCCACAUUGAUUACUCUAGGGUGUACUGAAGACAAAAGGUUACUUUUCUCUCAUGAGCUGACUUUUUUUGAAAGAAAACUCCAAGAAUUGUUUUCUCCUUUGAAAUAUAUAAUACUUCAUCGUGGGCACAAAUGGCCCGUAAAAGAUGGGAUGCGGACAGUGUUGCUGAGUUGAUUAUUGAUAUGGUUGAUUUGGCUGUGUUUAUUGUUUUGAAGGAAUAGGGCAAUUGUAGUCAGUAACAAGAUACAAAGAGUUUGGGAAAGUGUUGGGCUUGUGCAUGGCCCUCUUUUUUUUCUUUUGCUGUACGGAGAAUUUGGAAUUGUGGGAUACCUUGGAAGAAACUUUGUUUUGUUUGGUUUUGUUUUUGUUUUGGCUAUGCAUAUUACUACUACUGUACGUA